This is a messenger RNA of Ornithodoros turicata, 2273 nucleotides long. Its product is annotated as protein O-linked-mannose beta-1,2-N-acetylglucosaminyltransferase 1-like. NCBI's taxonomy places the organism in Eukaryota, Metazoa, Arthropoda, Arachnida, Ixodida, Argasidae. Gene Ontology annotation, biological process: protein O-linked glycosylation via N-acetylgalactosamine. Gene Ontology annotation, cellular component: Golgi membrane. The transcript is spliced from 17 exons. Gene Ontology annotation, molecular function: beta-1,3-galactosyl-O-glycosyl-glycoprotein beta-1,3-N-acetylglucosaminyltransferase activity. The record is from RefSeq and is a predicted model, not a curated record. Bases 116 to 2194 code for a protein of 692 amino acids.
UACAAUGGCUGCCUACAGGGUAAUUGUGUUCGCAACAUAAAAAUACUUUUUUUUAAAGAUCCCAUCCCACACAAAGAAGGAUUCGAAGGAUCACAUACAAAGCAAGCAAAAAGCAAUGACGCUAUUUCCUCGUUUGGUGCGAUUUUUAUGUUUGAAAUGGACAAACGUUUUUCACUCGAAGCUGAAGCUUGUCUUGAUUCUCUGCAUCCUUUACUUUGUGUUUCGCCAACUCAUUUCAUUGCAAGGGCUUCUCUUCUCAUCCCAUGAAAAUGGUACACAUCUGUUGAACACAACAGGCUGGGACCAGACAGGGGCUACCAAACUGACAGGCUUCUUAAAUGCACUCAAGGCGGAUUCGGAGCACGAAACAGUGCAUGUGGUGCCAGCUGUUGCAGUGGGUGAACGUGUUCCACAUUGCGGGUUAGCCUCCGCCUGUCCCAAAAGGACAUUUUCGGUGCAUGUCUUCACCGGGAAGGACCACCACGAUGAGCCUCGGUUAUGUAUCGAUGGCAAGUACAUUUUAGGUGGCAGCCUCAAUGGGGGAGGACGUGGAAUUAACAUCGCCAUUGUUGAUAACUUGACCCGUUUUGUUCAACGUGUCAGCCAUUUUGAUACUUACGAAGAAGAUUCUUCUCAACUCGAGACGCUACUCUUGAAUCUGCGACCGGGCGACAUUCUCAUCUUACUGACGUUCGAUGAACCCACACGAAAGUCUGUUGCCACCACUGUUGCAGUUCAUACCCACCUUAACCAGAUUGUUGUGUCCAGGUUGUCACAAGUUGCGAGACUUCUGUUGCACGAACUAGGAAGUGCUAUGGCACAGAACUUGCACUACCGUUCCUCCUGGUAUCUCAUCACGCAGAAAGGCAUAUCUGGUUUCACACCUUACGAAGACCUGCAUUUUGUGGAAAGCAAAGGUUGGCCAGUCCCUCACGAUGUGAGACACUGCAUUCCCUUCCAUCUGGGUGGCCAGGCAAUCCACCCGGAUCCUCAGCCGAGACGUAAUGACGAUCGAAGGCAGUUUUGCUCCAAAUACGACCAUUUUCCUUCUUUCUGUUCCGGCGACAAGAUGGAUAACCCCCUAGUUCCCAACCCAGCUGUAAGGUUCUCCAAGAGCAAAGUGCUUUCGCUCCCAGUCAUAGUUCUCAGUGGUGAUGAUGUCAGCCAUUUUCCUUUGACGCUGGAAACGUUAAUAAUGCAGCCGGGUAUCAAUCCACACAAUGUAUUGGUGUUCUUUAAUCCGGAAAAUCCGCAAGUGAAAGAACUCUGUGAGCUGUUUGCAUUUACUCCUCAACAGUUUAACGGAGCAAACGUGGCGAGAUACUGCGGUAAAAUAGUUUUCCUGUUGGAGCAGGUUGUGAAAUAUUUUUCCCUUCCAGACCAGAUGAAUGAAGCCUUUGACACGGGCGAGAGACAAUUCCCUGAUUCUAUGUAUUUUGUCGUCAUCGAAGACGGGGUUCUUCUGGCUCCGGACUUCCUCAUGUACCUUGCUCCACUGGUGACCCUGCUUGAUAAGGAUUCGACGAUAAGCAGUAUCUCCGCGUGGAAUGAUAAUGGGUUUGAAGGUGUUUCAGGCAACAACAGGAGAAUGUACAGAGUGGAGACAUUGAGCGGAUUUGGUUUUGUUGUUCGACGCGGCUUUCCGGUUCAGGACUGGUGCGAACAUCGCCUGGAUCACUCCGCUUCGGAGGGGAGUGGAGGAGACACCAUUUCUCCUGACGUGUCUCGUGUCCUUCGUCUUCCGAUACUGGAUAUUGAGAAUGGCAUAUCAAUGGAUAUUCUCCAAGCAUUGAUGGCCAGGAAGAGAGUCACUGAUAUGGAUGUAGAAGUUGCAUUAGAAGCUGGUGCACUGGAGCGUGCUCAAUAUGAAAGGUACUUAGAAGAGACACUCAAGAACAGCUUGGCCUGGGAAUGGUCCAAGAGCUCGUGUCUCGGUUUGCAGAAUACAACUCCACCGAGCAAUACGCUUCCACUUGCCAUCUAUUUUGAUGAAAGCUCCGAAAAUGAGUACACUGUGCUUCGAGAGCUGUGCUACUGUUUCGGUUUAUUCCAUCAUCCCAAGAAUCCCCCGAGAGGACUGUACCGUGGCAUGCUCAGGUUUUUCUGGAAGAACCACGAUGUCUUGCUGAUUGGAAAGACUUCUCCAUACUACAGGUUCAAGCCAAGAAAUGUUGUACCAUUAUCUUUGAAAUGAGCAGGCAAAGAGAGUUGUUUCCCGAGUGCAAGUGGAAAUAAAUUAUUCUCUGUUGCGGGGGAAAGCUCCCUGGGUUACA